AUGAACAAUAUUAUUUUACGAAACAUAUUUGUAUUUACUAGUGCUGCAAUAUUUUUAGGAACUAUUAUACUUAAUCUAUUGGCUAUUGUUUAUAUUCGUUCAAGACGAGAUAGAACAUCAAUUGCUAUUCUUGUCGUUAAUUUAGCUAUUGCUGAUAUAAUUCACGCUAUGGGAAUUAUUUUCUUUAGUAGUAAUUUAUUUACACCUAGUUGGGUAUUUGGAGAAUUUGGUUGUAAAUUUAGUUUAUCUAUUGAUGUACUUUGUACUGUGGUAAUUGUCUACACAGUAGCUGCAUUAAGUGUUGAACGAUAUAUAGAUGCUCGAUCUAAAUUAACAGCAAAAUUUCGUUUAAUUAUAACGUUUAUAUCAUUAAUUAUUAUUUGGACAGUUGGUUUACUUUUACCAUAUCCAUUUAUAUUUUAUACAUUUCUUUAUGAUCAAACAAGAACUGUAAAUACAAAUAUAACAACAACAACAACAUCAAUAUUAACAUGUCGUUCAGUUUUAUCUGAACGUGCAUUACUUAUCUAUGAAAUAGUUUUAUAUGUAAUGGCUUUUAUUAUACCUUAUUCAAUAAUUGUUUUAUUUUCAUUAAAAUUACUUCGAUUUUUACGUCAAUGGUUAAAUCGUAAACAAAAAUUAACACGUUUAAAUGUUGUUAAAAGACGAACACGUGGUGUUAAACUUGUUCUAUGUAUUGUUUUAUCAUUUUUGAUAUGUUAUACACCAUUUUGGAUAUUUAAAUUUUAUACAAGUUUUCUUGUGGAUGAAACUAUACGACGUCGACCAUUAUUAAGACGUUUUCUUACAUAUGCACAUCAACUUGUUGUUUUACUUAGUCAUAUUGAAGGCAUACUUAAUCCAUUAUUUUUUAUUGUUUUAACAGAACAUUUUUGUCGAACAUUUUCAAAACAUCGAAGAAAAACUUUGGAUUUUUUUGGUACAAAAUCAUCAUUAAUCUCACGAAAUGGUGAACGUAAAUCAUCAAUUAUAAAUAGAAAAAAUUCAAUACGAAAAAUAGUAACAACUGCUGGAAAUACAGAAAUAAAUGGUCUUUUAUCAUCACAUCCAACUCUUUGUGAUGAUAUUGAUAAGAUAACUGUUGCUGUUCUAUCUCAUUGA
Messenger RNA from Adineta steineri, 1122 nucleotides. The record is from the annotation of a GenBank genome assembly. NCBI's taxonomy places the organism in Eukaryota, Metazoa, Rotifera, Eurotatoria, Adinetida, Adinetidae.